AUGAGACCUGUGGCAUUAGUUUUAGGGUUUAAGACAUUGUGGGUUUUGGCAUUUUCGUCUCUUUCCAACACUCUGGCGGUGAAUAACAGUGGGAGAUGGUGGGGCAUCAUCAACGUGGCCUCUUCCACCAACCUGCUGACGGACUCCAAGAAUGUGCACCUGGUGCUGGACCCCAGCCUGCAGCUGCUGAGCCGUAAGCAGCGGAAGCUGAUCCGCCAGAACCCCGGCGUCCUGCACAGCGUCAGCAGCGGCCUGCAGAGCGCCAUCAAGGAGUGCAAAUGGCAGUUCCGCAACCGGCGCUGGAACUGCCCCACCACCCAGGGGCCCCACAUCUUCGGCAAGAUCGUCAACCGGGGCUGUCGGGAGACGGCGUUCAUCUUCGCCAUCACCAGCGCAGGUGUCACCCACUCCGUGGCCCGGUCCUGCUCCGAGGGCUCCAUCGAGUCCUGCACGUGUGACUAUCGGCGCCGCGGCCCGGGGGGCCCCGACUGGCACUGGGGGGGUUGCAGCGACAACGUCGACUUUGGCCGGGUCUUCGGGCGCGAGUUCGUGGAUUCCAACGAGAAGGGGCGGGACCUGCGUUUCCUGAUGAACCUGCACAACAACGAGGCAGGACGGAUGACGGUCUUCUCGGAGAUGCGGCAGGAGUGCAAGUGCCAUGGCAUGUCGGGCUCCUGCACCGUCAAGACCUGCUGGAUGCGGCUCCCCACCUUCCGCACGGUGGGCGACUUCCUCAAGGACCGGUUCGAUGGCGCCUCCCGCGUCAUCUACGGCAAUAAGGGCAGCAACCGGGCCUCGCGCGUGGAGGGGCCCCACCUGGAGCCCGAGAACCCGGCCCACAAGCCGCCCUCCCCCCACGACCUCGUCUACUUCGAGAAGUCACCCAACUUCUGCACCUACAGCGGCAAGAUGGGCACAGCGGGCACAGCCGGGCGUUUCUGUAACAGCUCCUCCCCUGCCCUGGACGGCUGCGAGCUGCUGUGCUGCGGGCGGGGCUACCGCACGCGGACCCAGCGCGUCACCGAGCGCUGCAACUGCACCUUCCACUGGUGCUGCCACGUCAGCUGCUUGAACUGCACCAACACACAAGUGUUGCACGAGUGCUUGUGA
This is a messenger RNA of Gopherus flavomarginatus (Mexican gopher tortoise), 1110 nucleotides long. RefSeq names its product Wnt family member 1 (gene WNT1). Gene Ontology annotation, molecular function: frizzled binding; cytokine activity. Gene Ontology annotation, biological process: multicellular organism development; canonical Wnt signaling pathway; cell fate commitment. The record is from RefSeq and is a predicted model, not a curated record. Bases 1 to 1110 code for a protein of 369 amino acids. Gene Ontology annotation, cellular component: extracellular region. NCBI's taxonomy places the organism in Eukaryota, Metazoa, Chordata, Testudines, Testudinidae. The transcript has 4 exons.